Dicentrarchus labrax (European seabass) is the source of this 8420-nucleotide messenger RNA. RefSeq names its product pantothenate kinase 1. Gene Ontology annotation, molecular function: ATP binding; pantothenate kinase activity. The transcript is spliced from 8 exons. Gene Ontology annotation, biological process: coenzyme A biosynthetic process. The record is from RefSeq and is a predicted model, not a curated record. Gene Ontology annotation, cellular component: nucleus; cytosol. The coding region runs from base 633 to 2006 and encodes 457 amino acids. NCBI's taxonomy places the organism in Eukaryota, Metazoa, Chordata, Actinopteri, Moronidae.
GACUGCGGGGAAUGAGGAUGACAGCGAGCAGCGACCAUUAUAAAUAAAGCGCCCACAGCUGCACAUAUACUGCGACUGUGUUUGAUUUAUAUUCCAGGGAGCAGCCGCGGUGCAUUGUUGUACUGUGGGCGACACAGGACGAGUCAUUUCUUGCAUUUCUUUGUGUUUAAGUGUUAAAUUACAGUGCAAUUUUACUGCAAAGAGAAAACCGGUCGGAGGAGGUGAACGGGUUCGGGCUUCGGCUGGAAGAGCUGGUGUGACGUAUCCGUCCACCAACACACACACACACACACACACACACCGGCUGCCGCGUCGCCUGCCAGAGUCUCAAUGUGGGGAAAUGACCGCGAGUGACCUCAAAGGAAACACUGUAAUUUAGCGACUACUCGUAUUUCCAUUUUAAUAUUACAUUAAAGGGAAAAAAUAGGUCAAAUUCGAGCUUUAUAUUUUAGGUUAACACACGUUAAAUUGACGUUAGCUGCUCGCGCGACUGACUCACUAGCUUCCAAGCAGCGGGGCUAACAUUAGCGAAGCUAAGCUAAAGUAGCCGGUUUCUUAUUGCUAGCGGCCGGGCUCUACAGUGUUUUCCUCCUGCAGAUGCUAAGGUAAGCUAGGCUAGGCUAGCUGCUGCCAUGGAUAAAGCCAAGUCAAUGAUGGACAAGAAAGGAGCGUCGGGACCCUUUCAUGUCAACAACGGGCAGAACCAGAGGGGCUUUCACAGCCACGUCGCUGUGGCCGCUAACGGCAGCUGUUGCAGCGGCACUGCAUUCGGGUCGAGCACCGGACCCAACAGCAGCACAUUUGAGAACAUGCACCAUCUGCACCGCGGGGACGAUGUGGAGUGCAACGGGUCCCCGGCCAAGAGGUGCAGGCUACGGAGGAGGACGGAGUCGGUGAGACGGAACAGACCCCCCUUUCCCUGGUUUGGUAUGGACAUCGGUGGCACCUUGGUCAAGUUGGUGUACUUUGAGCCAGUUGACAUUACUGCAGAGGAAGAACAGGAGGAAGUGGAAAACCUCAAGUCCAUCCGCCGCUACCUCACUUCAAACGUGGCCUAUGGUAAAACAGGCGUCCGCGACGUCCACCUGGAGCUGAGGAACCUGACCAUGUGCGGCAGGACGGGGAACCUGCACUUUAUCCGCUUCCCAACACAGGCCAUGCCCCGUUUCAUCCAGAUGGGUCACGACAAGAAUUUCUCCAGCUUGCACACAACACUCUGUGCCACUGGAGGGGGCGCGUACAAGUUUGAGAAUGACUUCAGAACGAUGGCCGACCUGGAGCUGCUGAAGCUCGACGAGCUGGACUGCCUCAUCCGUGGUCUGCUCUACGUUGACCGGGUGAGCUUCAAUGGACACCCGGAGGGAUACUACUUCCAGAACCCAUCAGACACCCAGAGCUGUGUGAAGAUGCCCUGCACCCUGGACAACCCCUUCCCCAUGCUGCUGGUCAACAUUGGCUCCGGGGUCUCCAUACUGGCCGUGUACUCUGAGAACAACUACAAACGGGUGACUGGGACCAGUCUGGGAGGUGGUACAUUCCUGGGCCUUUGCUGUCUGCUGACGGGCUGUGAGACGUUCGAGGAGGCGUUGGAAAUGGCCAGCAAGGGCGACUCUACCAACGUGGACAAACUGGUGAAAGAUAUCUACGGAGGAGACUACGAGCGCUUUGGCCUACAGGGCUCCGCUGUUGCAUCUAGUUUUGGUCACAUGAUGAGCAAAGAGAAGCGAGACAGCAUCAGCAAGGAAGACCUGGCCAGAGCCACACUGGUCACCAUCACUAAUAACAUCGGAUCCAUAGCACGGAUGUGUGCUGUCAAUGAGAAAAUUGAGCGUGUGGUGUUUGUUGGGAACUUCCUUCGAAUCAACACAGUGUCCACAAAACUGCUAGCCUAUGCCAUGGACUUCUGGUCUAAAGGACAAUUAAGAGCCCUCUUCCUGGAACACGAGGGUUAUUUUGGAGCUGUUGGGGCGCUGAUGGAGCUGCUCAAGACAACAGAGGACCCGUGAAGGAGAUAAUGUCAUGACAUCAUCAACACCUCGACAAGAUGAUGUCAUGUACCCCUGAACGCUGUGAUGUCAUCAACUCUCGAUGCCGUGACGUCAUCAACUUUUGACGCUGCUUAAAGGUCUCGUUCACAGAGGCCGCUAAAGGAACACUAAAAGAAAGAAACAGAAACUGAGAAAAGCCAUUUUAAUAAUUUAACUCUUGUAAAUAAUGAUACCUCUAACAUCCAACUCCUAAAUUUCCCUAACAGAGUCCCCCUGUCAUAGAGGUUUUAAUAUUGUAAUCUUUAAUUUAUGGUUUCCUGUAAUCGCCUUUGUUGAUUCCUGUAAUCAGUCCUGUGUCAGGAAGCACAGAGACACAGAGUAUUUUUAGUGUUUUUGUUACUGUGUGUAUUUUUGUGUGAAUAGCUACUGUAGCAUUAUGUCCUGGAGGCUGUGGUACCCCGGACGACUAUUUGUGCAACAGUUCUCUGAGAUAGGAUGUCUGCACAGAAAUGAAGUUAAUCCUCAAUGAGUCAUUUUUACCACCAGGGACUCAAGAAAAUUCCUUUUCUGCGACCACAGAAACAUCAUUUGACCACCACUGCCUCCCCCCUUCAUCUGCCCGACUGCAGACGGACAGGCUGUAGCUGAAGCCUUCGGUUACCUCUGGUUGUUAGUGGGAAACCAUUUAGACUACAGCUGGUGGUCACCCAGCUCCAAACUGCAGCUGAACGGCCGUUGUGGCAGUUGCUAAGAUUUGGGAGGCAUUUUGUUGCACAAAGAGUUGCCCAGUUAUGCUCCAGUCUUCUAAGGAGUGCACUGAAGCCAAAUCCUGUUGAGAUUCGUACGGCACCUGACUCCUUCAACCCAGAUGGGAAGCAGAUUCUUUCUGUUGCUCCACUGCACAUGGCCUUUUGCUUUUUGUCUCUCCUCCACCUGCCUACAUGUAAACAACAUUAACAACACCAUAUUGCCACGCAUGCAUACCUAACCUGUUGAGUUUAGUGUUAGAUGAUGGGACCAAGACAUUGUCUUCCAACAGAUAUACACAAGUAGUGUCUGCGUUGUUGAUUUCUGUUGACUAGGAUCACUACAACUACAGUUCAGUGUGGCUCAUCAACCUGUGUUUCUGAUUUGUGAAAUACAAUGGGAUGAUGAUUUUUUUUUUUUUCUGUCGCCCUUCCCUGUCUGUCGGUGUCAAGCUCAAAGACACUUCAGCCGGGCCUGUCCCUUAACCCUCCGGCUCCUCUUCCACCCUGCUGCCUUGUUUUGGAUGUUGAUUUAAUGAGGUGUUCAGGCUGAGCUAACGCAGGCCGAAAUUAAAUUUGCUCCAUGCAAAUCCUGGCAUUAAAAAGGUUCAGCACUCCUGUUGUAGAUGCAGAUGUAGAAGAACGGUAUGACCUUUUUGGAGAUAAUGGGGACCAAGAUGCUUCUAGCGAAGAGUUGCCCCUCAUGUAAAAUACACUAAUGCAAAUUUGCUAGCAGCAGAAUCAGUUAACCUACUGUAGAUUAGAUUAGUGUUUUUACUGUCUAAUGGUACAGUUAUUGUGCAUGACAUGUUCUCAAAGUGCUGCUUAGGUGAGCUUUUAGAUUUCAAGACCUUAUUUGUCCCCGAGGGGCAAUUAAUUUUAUUCCUCCCACAGUCCAGAUUGACUAAGCUUGUGUCAGAUUGGCCAAUUGGCAGAAUUAACCACACCCGUGCAAAGUGUGGCACAAACAUAAACAGUUUGCAUGCCUCUGUCUAUAGUCAGGGCAGCCUGAGUCCAUAUGCACACGAGCAUGUGCAUUCUAGAAGGGAUUCAAGCUUUUUUUCAUUGUGUAUUUACCACAUACUUGAAAACGACAGUGCGGAUCUUUCAAAUUUUAGCGAAGCCUGAGAUUCCAGGAUGGAAAGCCACCUUGCUUGCCUGAAUUGCCUGCAAUAACGUUCUGACUGGAGAUCUUCCUGCCACCUUUUAAAGGAAUCUUACCUUACCUGCAAUCAUUUCGGGGAGUUGAAAUAGUAGAUUACAUGCACACCUCAUCCUAUGGGAUAGGUUUGCCUGUAAUUCAUUUCAGCAAACCCUGCUGGACCUUUACAGCCUUUCAUUUCUGUUUAAUGUCAGCGCAGCUGAACUAUGAAGCUGGACGGUGCAGUCUGCAUUGUACACUGCUUUAUUGAUUUAGCACCACUGUCUACAUGCCUUUGUUCUCCAGCAGAGAAACUGUGCUUUUUCCCUUUUUGGAAUCACUCUUUGUGUAAUUCACGUCCAUCACUCAGUUUUUGUAGUCUGGACUAUUUGCUGUUAAAAUACCUCCGAACCAUUACUACCAACACUUUCGGGUUAGUUAUUUUUCUCUGUUUCUGAGCCUGAUGUACAAGUAUUAGUUCAGGACAUUGGAUUGUUUUUUUUUUUUUUCACCUUCAGUAUAACAACAAGGCUAAAAUCCUUAUCAGCUAGUUGCAUGUUGUGCAAGUAUUUUGUAAAUCUUAUUGACAAAAUCAACCGUUUCUCCUCUUCGCAUAAUGUACCCAUGGCCUACACUUUGACCCCGACAAAUAACCUGUUUGCUGCUACAUGCUUUUCUGUUUUUCUUUUUUUCUUUGGUUGUUUAAAUGUGUAAAAAGACACAUAGGGCAGUUGGAUUAUAGGCCACAUCGUUCUUUGGAAAUUGAUAUUUUAAAUGGAAGUUUUUAUCAACAGCCACUCACAAAAUACUAACAUUUAAAACGUUUUGCUGUGAAAUUGAAUAUGCACCAUUUGCAGCAAUUAUGUUUGCAAAUUGUAUAUUGAACAGAAAUAAAACAGCUAACAGAAACUCAUCAGUUAACAGAAUAAUCCCUUCUUUACAGAGUGGGUCCUCUGUAAUUCAUGUGUCAUAAAAGUAAAAAUGAGUAUUUUUAUAGUGUGGAUACCUUGAGUGUAACAGGCUAUAAAAAGCUUCUAUAAUCCAAAUGCUAACACUAAUGCAAGUGUUAAAAGUAAAACUGUGGUGAAACACUGUUUGAGUAGUGUUCACCAUGUCCUCUAAAUUCAUUGAAUCAUCAACGUGUUCGAUCCUGCAUGUGUUCAGGUGUGACGUCACUGUUUCCCUUCUGUUUUUUUUCAGUUGUUGUUUUUGCCUUGUUCCAACUCAUGUUUGGAUACUUUCAUGUUCAAUAGUGGCCUCACACCUCUCAGAUGCCACUCAACUUUUAAAAUCAGGCUGGUGUUGGAUAUGUUGUGCCGCCCGUUCCUUUAAUCUGAACCCCCCGAUCAGCUGCCUUCACUGUGUGUUAGCCUGGUUACACCGUUUCUGUGCCCUUCAGUUUCCUGUAUGAUUUUUAAUUUCAGUUUCUUGAACCUCACCUCAGCGUUUUUGUGACAUUGUGCAUGCAGAUACGUCUUUACGUUUGAGGUUCACUCUUGCUUUCUGUGUUUGUUGUUUUUUUUUUUUGUGUUUUGUUUGCCAUCGUACUGUAACAGAUUCACUGCAGUUAACACGCUGUCCGGCAUUCACAACUCACCUGCUAGUCCCGAGGGUGUCCGUAGUGCAAGGAUGUCAACAUCCACUACCACAGCAAUGGUUUUGGUACUAAAAUUUCCUCAUUUAAAAAGCCACAACAUUCUUUAGGUACCACAGAUUAUUAACAGUGAGAACUGGAAUUUGGAAAACUGUAGUUUCCCCAACCUUUCUUUUAAUUCUGUUUUUGGACAACAGUUUGGUUUGGGAACAUUUUUAAAAGGUGUAUCCUUUUAUUAUGGCUAUCUUGUUUGUUUUCUUUUUCUUUUUUUGUGGCCAGUAGUAAUUAAUAAUGUGAGUUAAUGUGUUUUUCCCAAGUGAUCUGAAAAUACUCUUGUACUGAAUCUCUUUUCAUGGUUUGAUUGUUUUUGGUUGGCACAAAAGAACCAGUGUGAUUGUUCCUUGAAAUGUAAAUCCCUGCUAUCAUGCUCUGUCAGGCUGAAGAAGUUUUUUGUGAUUUGCAGCACUUGUGAAACAGAUCCGAGUCUCACUGCGAGUGGUACCCUUUUAAACACGUAUCAUCAGUGUCCUGCAGAACCUUUUAUCUCAAAACAGGUGAACACCCAAAUAGAAGGAGCAUUUAUUGUAUUCAUUUUACAAUCUGCUGCUCCACCGAGGUUCAGUGCUGGUGUCAGUGCUGUGUGGUUUUGGAAAUAGAUAGAUGAAGACAUACAUUUGGGAACAUGGGGAACAGAUUGAGAUGAUUCAUGGUCUCUGCAUAACAUAGAUGACGUGUUUUUAAAGGUGCUCAUUUUAAAGUGUACCUUUUAUGUUUCCAGUGAUGGUGCAAUUGCAAGUUAUAACAUCAUUUUCAUACUCAACUAAUCCAAAACCGUUCCAAGCCAGAGUUACAGUCUAGCAUGGAAAUAUAAUGGGUUCGGAUACUUUUUGGACCUUUUAUUAUUCUGCUGAUGUACUGCUGCAGCUUCAGUGGGUUUGACUCUAAAAACCAAAUUAACUCGCUAGAACUGCAAUUCUUCACAUUAACUGUGUUUAUGUUUUAACAACAUAACAACUACUCAUGAACCCCAUCAUUCACAGUAGUAUCACAUCUUACACUGUAGUUGACAUUUUUGUGAAGUCUUUUAAAAGUGUUUUCGGUAACUACCAUGCAGAUACAGUAUAAAGCAUUUAAGUGAACUCACUCUUAAGCAGUGAUUUUUCUGCUCUCUCUCGAGUGAACAGUGUGGGUGUUUGUCUGCUUUGAUAACAGUCUGAGUUUUGAUUUUAAGAAUUUAGGGUUUGAACCUCAGCGACACUUUUUUGGGGUUCAUUUCCAACUGGGACCACCUGUCCUCAGAUCAGUAUGUAUUCCUCAGUACUGUAAGGAGCUGUGGCUUAAAGCGCCCACCGAACUGCAAACGUUCACGUCAUCCAUAGUGAAAUCUAACCAACAGGCUAUGCAGUAACUCAUCCAUGGAUCUCUUCGUCCCUUUCAAUACACUCACCUCUUCUCUAAAGCUAGCAGAGUUGAUUUGACUUGUUUGUAAAUGUUUUUCCAAAAAAAAAAAAAAAAAAGAUAUGCAACCAUGUUAGUUUUGCCCUCUUAGAAAUCCUGUUUGAAUCUUGACGGAGAGAAUGUCUCCAAAUUUGUCCUGCUGAUUUAGUUGUUAACACUAUUUAAGGUGGAUGCACACAACGGGAUGUUUUAGGCCAGAUUAUGAACCAAAAGGAGCGUACCAAGAUUUUUCAGUGUGACGAGGUCAUUGACACAUACAAUAAGAAACUUUAGAUAUCUUUAAAUGGUUCUGUCGUGGCAGACCCUUGUCUCAUCCAAACUUUCCAUCUUGUCGGAUGAAUGAUUGAAAACUACUUCAAAUAGGCUGAAGCUCUGCAACGAUGUUCCUUUUAUCUUUGACAGUGUUAGUUUAGGAUGGAUGCCAAACUGUGAACACCUUGUUGCUGUCAGACCAAACUCGUCAGAGCGACCUUCUGACCUUUUACUUGUCUAAUGUUUUCCACACAACUUCACUAAAGCGUUCAGGAUUUCCUCACAGGUUCCUAAUCUGGUCAAACAUCCUGUUGCGUGAACACAUCCAGCCUUUAAACUGUCUUCUGGAAUGCUUGACUGGCAGGACAGACCUUUUCACCCUUGUGUAUUUGAUUGUACAGAGAUUUUGUAAAUAAUAUUAAUAUGAUAUAUUCUGCACCAGCAAUCUGUCUGUUGAUAAAGUUGUUUCAACUGUUCAGGGUCAGGUUUCCCAAAACACGACUUGGCACUUCAUUUACAAUCGCGACGCAGACAGAAGACACGUGGAAACAAACCACUUUCCUCUGCAGCUUUAAUACCCUUACCAACAACUUUACCAGAGCUGUGAUAAAUAGUACUCGCGAUUACUUUUAGGAGUCUGUGUAAACCUCUUUGUGGUAUGUGAUUGGUGAGAUUUUGCUCAUUAGGACUAGAUACAUUUCUUGAUGUUUUUUCUGUGAUUGUCUAAAAUUUCUGACAUUCGUUGUAAGCCUGAAUCCACCAAUCUAAUCUUUUUUUUCAUGUGACUUUAAUAUCAUUUUCUCAAUUCCAUUCAGGUCUAUUUUAAUUUGAUUUUAAAAAAAUAACCAUGCUAAAUAUGUCAUAGUUGGUCUGAAUGAUGGUUGAGAACUAAAGGGGACAUGUGGUAUGUUGACUUAGACCAUUCGUCUGCACUUGUAAGUGUUGAACUCACAUUACAUCUAGGCGUUUGUUUCCCGUCUGCUGGAUUUCAGUGCCGGUCGUUCACGUCAGCUCCUCUGUGAUCUGGAUCUGUGUGUGAAAGGUUUGGGAAGCCCAGUGCUGGUUGUUGGCAUCAGUUCUGCUGCUUCUUUUAACUCUGGUUUGAAAACAGAAAGGGUUAAAAAGACAAAAAAAAUGACUAUAAAAAAGAAAACAGCUCUCUGCCUUGUGCAAUGCAUAUGUACUGAAGUGAAGAGAUUUUUUUUUUCUAAAAAGGAAUUAAACUAAAACUGGAUGAGAAA